CGGGCGGGGAUGCUUUGAGGAGGGCGGCUACGGUAGUGGCCGGGUUUUUCGGCUUGCAGCGUCUGGGCUCUCGGGGGAACCUCUAUGUGGCUGGAGGCGUCGAACAUGGCGCCGACCAGUCCCCCCCGGAAAAUGGGAACAGGCUUCCCAAGCCAGACGGAGGACAGCUCCGAGGCCGCGGGGGACUCUGAAGCGGCCGCCGCCCCCCAGGCUCCUGACAGGCUUUUGUUUGCUGAAACAGACUUUGUUUCCUUAUGUGAUGCUUUACACAUAACAGACAACGUGAGAAUAACAGCUUGGAAGGCCUAUGAAAAAAUGGAUGUAGAGAGCCAGCUGAAAAAAGAAGUGUGGGGUAUCUGCAUUUUUAUGGCUGCUGUUGACCUGGAUGAGAUGACAUUCACUUUUACAGAACUUCUGAAAUGUUUAAAAAUUAGUGUAUGCAAAUUUCUGCACUUGAUUAAAGAAAUAGAUGUCAACAUGGAUACAAUUAGUACUAAAGUGGGCUGUACUAUAUUACGUCUAAAAAUAAAAUAUGAUAGACUGUUUGCACUCUACCAGAAGUUUACAAGGAUUUGUGAACUUAUCUGCAUUGACAAGCCCAACGAUCAAACUUGUGCUGAAAUAAGUUCUUGCUUAUUUACAAAACUCUGCUGGAUCAUGUUUCUUUUGGCAAAAGGAAAAAUACUGCAGAUGGAAGAUGAAUUGGUUAUCUCUUUUCAGCUUCUGCUGUGUGUUUUUGAUUAUUGUAUCAGACAAUUACCCCCUGCACUACUUAAAGAACCAUAUAAAUCUAGAAUUGCAGUGUCUGGUCAUGGCUCAUCUCGAACAAGUAGGCAAGGUCAGAACAGAAGUGCAAGAACAUCAAAAACUGAAAUAGACAUCAAGGUUAUUGAAGAGCUCUGUAAAGAGUAUGAUUGUAGUUUGGAUGAGGUGAAAAAUGUUUACUUCACUAGCUUUAUUCCAUUUCUGAAUUCAAUGGGUAUUGCAACUUUCACAGGACUUCCAGAGGUUGAAGAUAUGUCAAGCAAAUAUGAAGAAAUGUAUUUGAAAAACAAGGAUAUUGAUGCUAGAUUAUUUCUAGAGAAAGAUGAGACUUUGCAAGAUGAAAAUGCAGAAUGUUUACAGUUAGAGAGAACUCCUACAAAAAACCAAAUUGAAGAUUUUCCUAGUGUACUUCCACAAACCCCUGUUCGAGCUGCAAUGAAUACUAUUCAGCAGUUAAUGAUAAUAUUGAAUUCUGCAAGUGAUAUCCCUUCAGACAACCUUCUCUUCUAUUUUAAUAACUGCACAGUUAAUCCUCAUGAAUCAAUAGUGAAAAGAGUAGAAAAUAUGGGUAUUAUCUUCAAGAACAAAUUUGCUGAAGCAGUUGGACAAGGCUGUGCUGAAAUUGGAUCUCAGAGGUAUAAAAUUGGAGUAAGGUUAUACUAUCGAGUGAUGGAAUCCUUAUUAAAGUCGGAAGAAAAACGUCUGUCAGUUCAUAAUUUCAGCAAACUUUUGAAUAAUGAUGUUUUCCAUAUCUCUUUGCUGGCUUGUGCUCUUGAGCUAGUCAUGGCUACAUACGGCACUUCAAGAAAUGCCUCACAGAAUGGGAAUGUAGAGACAGACCUGUCUUUUCCAUGGAUCAUCAACAUCCUGGAUUUGAAAGCCUUUGAUUUAUACAUAAUUGUUGAAAGCUUCAUUAAAGCAGAACCAAGCUUGACCAAAGAGAUGAUAAAACACCUGGAAUGCUGUGAACACAAAAUCAUGGAAUCGCUUGCAUGGCAAUCAAAUUCACCAUUAUUUCAACUGAUAAAGCAGUCCAAAGACCGAGAGGGACAGGCUGAUGAGCCCGAACCUCAACAUAAUCACAAUGCUGCAGAUUUGUACCUCUGUCAGAGACCUUAUAAAUCUAGUUCUUUGUCAUAUUUCUAUAAAAAAGUGGAUUGCUUGGCUUAUAUACGAUUAAAAAGUUUAUGUUCGCGUCUUCUGCCUGACCAUCCUGAACUUGAACAUUUGAUAUGGACCCUUUUUCAUCACACACUGCAAAAUGAGUAUGAACUGAUGAAAGACAGACAUUUAGACCAGAUUAUGAUGUGUUCCAUGUAUGGCAUAUGUAAGGUGAAGAAUAUUGAUCUCAGGUUUAAAACUAUUGUGACAGCAUACAAGGAACUCAACAAUGCAAAUCAAGAGACAUUCAAGUGUGUUUUGAUCACGGAAGGACAUUAUGAUUCCAUUAUAGUCUUCUACAACAUGGUAUUUAUGCAAAGACUGAAAACCAAUAUUUUGCAAUAUGCUUCCAAUAAGCCUCCAAUAUUAACACCUAUUCCUGACAUUCUACAGAGCCCUUAUAAGUUUUCUAAAUCUCCUUUACGUGUUUCUGCUGGAAAUAACAUCUAUGUCUCACCUUUGAAGAAUCCCAGCAAAUUUUCUGAAGGGCUAUUGUCACCCACAAAAAUGACACCCAGAACAAGAAUAUUGGUUUCAAUUGGUGAAUCCUUUGGGAGUUCUGAAAAGUUUCAAAAGAUAAACAAGAUGGUAUGUAACAGUGAUCGUCAUCUCAAACGGAGCCCUGAACUAAACACCACUCCUAAGCCUCUGAAGAGAUUGCGUUUUGAUAUAGAAGGUCAGGAUGAAGCUGACGGAAGGGAACGUCUUUCUGGAGAGUCAAAAUUCCAACAAAAGCUUGCAGAAAUGACAUCAACUCGGACUAGAAUACAAAACCAGAAACUGAAUGAUGGUGCUGAAGUUUCAGACACUGUACAGAAGUGAACUGCUCUUGAGACCCAGGAUCUGCACUGUAGCUUUGAUUUCUACUAUGUUGUUUUGCAUAUACUGCUUAGCUAAUUUAAUUUAGUUGAAUUUCAUGUGUUUCAGUGUUUUAUGCUAUGACAUAGCAUAUGUACUAUUCACUUAAGUGUUAAUUUAUACAUAUUAGUUUUUAGUAAAAUUGAUUUCCCAGUGCAUUGUAGUUCAAUUAUAUUACCUUUUCAGUUUUUAUUGAACUACUUUGUUUUAGAUAUUCAUGUUCAAUAUACAAAAUGCACUGGUAUUUUAUUAAGAAUUGUCAUUUAAUGUCAGACUUGAUGCACUAUUUAUGUUUUAGGUCCCCCUCCAAAGAACACCCUACACUAGAAUAAAUUAUUCUAGAACUCUAUUCUAGAAUUAUUCUAGAGUUCUAGAAUAAUUUAUAUGAUUGGAUUGUGAGGUAUAGUCGUGAGUUCUGGAUGGCCCCGACUCCCCUGGACAGUGCACUUAAAUAUGGUGUUCCAAUACAUUAGAUACCUCUAUUAAAUCAUAUACCUUGCUAGCAAUAUCUUUUUUUUUCCAUCUUAAAACUUAUACGCAAAUUAGAAAAUUUGGCAGCCUGGUUGAAUUUUAUUAUUUUAUUUCAACAAACCACAAUGACUGUGCAACAAAACACACUGCACAUUCUUAUCUGUCUCAUGAUCAGAGUAGUGUAAUUCUGUAGCUAUCACUUUAGUCUGUUAGUUUUGUAAUAAUCAGUAGUCAGAUUGCAAACUCAAUAUAGACUAUGAAAAUUAAGUUCUGAAAUUUUAUUAACAGUAACUAUUAAGAGUUGGCUAACCUAAGCUAUCAUAACUAUGUAUUUUGACAAAUUGAGCAUAGAAAUAUUCUGUAUUCUAAUAAACAUUACAGAUUAAUAAAAUAAUUUUAAAAAUAAGAAUGA
This is a messenger RNA of Notechis scutatus (mainland tiger snake), 3667 nucleotides long. It is a transcript of the gene RB1, whose product is annotated as RB transcriptional corepressor 1. Gene Ontology annotation, cellular component: chromatin; Rb-E2F complex; nucleus. The record is from RefSeq and is a predicted model, not a curated record. Gene Ontology annotation, molecular function: RNA polymerase II transcription regulatory region sequence-specific DNA binding. NCBI's taxonomy places the organism in Eukaryota, Metazoa, Chordata, Lepidosauria, Squamata, Elapidae. Gene Ontology annotation, biological process: negative regulation of G1/S transition of mitotic cell cycle; cell differentiation; cell morphogenesis involved in neuron differentiation.